AUUUCUUCGUUUGAUUUUUUAAAUGUUUUCUUUUAUUAAUUUUAAUCAAACAAAUUCUUUCUUUUUUAAAAUAUUUUAUCGUAAUUGUUUUUUUUUCCAUCUGAUAAUUUAGAAGCAGAAAAGUUAUGUACAAAAUGUGCAGAAAAAUUUAGUCAAGAAUCUUUAAGUAUUAAAUUAUUGGCCGCACAAAUACCAUUAUUAGUAACAUCAUUAGAAGUAUUAAGUCGAUUAGCAGAAAAACAUAAAUCAUUAGCAACAUAUGUCAUACGAGCAUUAUGUGAUUUUUUAACUGAACCAUCACCACUGCUUUAUAAAUUAUAUCGUCAUACGAGUUUAAAAAUUGAUGGACAAGAACGUGGAUUUUUUUUUAAUGAACAAGCAAAAACUUUCAAAGAAUAUCGAGCAUUUCAAAUAUUUGAAAAAUUACGUGAUGCUGCAAUUGAAGGACUUUGCAAAUCAUUAUUUAUUUCUUUGGAUUCGAAUCCAAAAUGUGUUGAAGCUUUACUUGUUCAACUUUCUGCAAGACUUGCUUCUGGUCAUGUUAAUGAUAAACAAACAUCAUUAGUAUCUCAUAAUACAAUUCUUACAUUGGGUCAUAUGGCAGUAGCAUUAAAAGAUGUUCAACAUACUCAACAAUCAAUUUUAGCACGAUUUCAACAACGUCUUGGUGAUCCGCCAUCACCACUUGAUAUUCUCAUUAUAAAUCAAAUUGGUUGUAUGCUUAUUUCAAGUCUCCCACAAACAACGUAUGAAGAAAUUAUUGGACUUUUUACAGAAAUUAUUAUUGAUUCAACUUAUCAUGUUUAUGAUAAUACAAAUACAUUAACAACAACAGGACGACAUACAACUAAAUAUAAACAAGCAUCAAAUGCUGUUAUCAAUGCAUUAGCUAAUGUAGCUGCUAAUAUUCAAGGUUCAGUAGAAUUAAUGAAUUUACUAACUAGUAUUCUCGAGUUAUUCGUUCAACUGGGUUUACGAGCAAAAGAUGUUAGUGAAAAAUUAACAAAAAAUACUCUUAAAGUAUCGAAUACUGCAGGUAGUCUUGGCGUGUUGAUACCUGUUAUAGCUAUUGUUAUGCGUCGUAUAUCGGUUAUUGUUGAACCAUCUGAACGUGUAUUUCGUUUAUUUCAACAUUUUUGGUUCUAUUGUGUACUAUUUGGUUUUGCUGAUUCUGAUCGAGGUUCAUGGCCAUCAGAAUGGCAUGAUUGUGUUCGAUUAAUUGCAACAAAAUCACCAACAUUAGUAGCACAAACAGGUCCAUAUGUACCAUUAAAAUCAGCUAUGCCACUGAAACCCGAACUGAUCACUAAAGAAGAUAAUAAUGAAUUAAAAUCAAAAUUAAAUACAGUUUUUUCUGCUUAUCCAUCAGCUAAACCAUUUAUUGAUAGAUUUGGUUUUGAACAAAGUGCUUAUACACUAUCCGUAUAUUAUUUAGAAACAUAUAGAGUUCGUCAUUCAAUGAUUCCAUCAGCAUUUCAAUGUAUAUUUUCAUAUCUUGAAGAUCCAGGUUUAUUAAAAGAUAAAUAUGGUUUAUGGACAUUAAUGACAGCUGUUGGAAGAAAAAGUUUUGAAAUAUAUGUUGAAGAAAUGAAGAAAAUGCCAAAAAGUCCUGAAAGAAAUAAAAAUCUUAAAACACAAUGUCAAUUUUUUAUGGUUAAACGAACUCAUGUUCGUGCUGAAGUACGCGAUGAAGCUAAACUCUAUCUUCAUUCAUUAUUAUCGAAAAAUGCUUUUCCACAUUUAUUCUGUAGUUCAGUUAUAAUUGAAACAUUAAUGAAUAUAAUUAAUAUUCUAUCCUAUUCAUUAAAUGAAGAUAAUUUACAUAAAGUAACUGCACAUCAUCGUGUACCCGAUACAAAUUAUACAAUUCAAUUUGUUGAUACACAUGAAAAACGAUUGGAGCUUUUUAAUGCAUUUGUGGAUUUUGGUCGAACAUUUAUUGAACAAGCAUUAAUGAUGUCACCAACUUUACUUAAAUCAUGCAUUCAACAAUAUAUGAUUAAACUUGGAAAAGGAAAAAAGACUUCAAAUGCAGCUCGGCAACAUAAAGGCUUACAUGUUAUGUGGGAAUAUUUAAGUACUUAUUCAAAAGCAGCUGAUGCGAAUACAGCAACUGGUGGAAGUAAAUUAUAUUACCGAACUGAUUUCGCUGAUUAUAUGGUAUCAGUAGGUGAAAGAAAUGCUGCAGUUGGUUUUGUUGAAGGACUUGAUAGAAAUGAAUAUCGAGUAGCAUUAAUUCAAAUAAAAGAACAAAUGGAAACAGCUAUUUAUAAACGAUUGAGUUCACUUGAUAAAUAUAAAUCAUUACAACAACGUCGCCGUCGAAUGUCAAUUGUAGCACCUGUUAGUGAUAAAGGAAAUGCAUUAGAUUUUGAAGAACGAAUUGCAAUUUUCGAUAGUAAUUUUCGAAAUGGAUUAUUUAAAUUAACAGCAAUGUUAAUUCAUAAUAUUGAUGAUUCAGAAGAUAAUGAACAUGAACUUCGUUUUGCAGCUAUUGGUUCUGGACUCAAUGGUUCUAAUACACCGAAAGAAAAUGCACUUGAUCGAGAUAUGGUUCAUGCAAUAGUAUGGUUACCAAUAAAAAUGUUUACUGCAUCUGUUAUGGAAGGAGCAGUUGAUUGUUGGUGUUGGGCAAUUACUGGUCGACCUGAACUUGAAUUAUUAAUUGUCAAAGAAAUUUAUAAAGUUUGGGAAAAAAUUAUUAGCGAUCGUCAUGGUCUUUAUUCGAUUGAUAAACCCGAACCAUCACCACUUGCACCAUCCGAAAAAGAAGAAUUAAAACCUAAACCACCAUCUGUUAAUCCACAUCGAAUAUUUUUAAAAUUUAUUGAAGAACGUAUAUAUCUCUGCAUGCAUAAAGCUGAUAUUGAAAUGGAAAUGCUUGUUGAUUUAUUACAUAAAUCUCUAUCAUUAAUAUUAGAAAAUCCUAAAGCACCAAUGACAAGACAUGUUGGUGGUGUUGGUCUUAGAUUUCGAUUUUUAUAUCUUGCUUUAUAUCUUGUACAAAGUGAUUAUUUAGCUAAUGGUGUUAGUAAAUAUUUAUUACGAGAAAAAAUCUAUCAUACAGCAUUUGAUUAUUUUACUGUUCGUCAUCAUUGUCCAACUCAAACGCAUAAUGAAUUAAGAAAUGAUAUUCGAACAUUAAUUCGAUUCUUUUCAUUAGUUCAUGGGGAAAAGAAAUUUUGUAGUGAUUCGCCAGUAACAAUUGAUGUUAGUAAUUCAAUACCUAAUGGAAUUAAUAAUGAAGUAAAUGAUGGUAGCUCAUUGUAUGGUACAAAUAAAAGUGGAACAACUGGAUGGAUAAAUACAUUAGCUGGUAAUACUGCAGUUGCAACAGGUGUUAGUGGACAAUCAACAAUAAGUCGAAAAUCUGCAACAUCAGCAAAAAAUACUGAAAAAAGUACUGAUGCACGAAUAUUAUCUCGAGAUUUACUUAAAAAACGUAAUCUUCUUCUAACAUUGAUUGCAUAUGAAAUUGAACGUCUAGAAACAUUUCAUAAUCCUUUGGGACGUCCAGAACUUCAAUUUGAUCAAGAUACACAAUCAACGUAUACAAAUUGGAAAUUAUAUGAUCUGAAUGGAAUAUCAAAUAAAGCUUGGCAAGAAUAUGGGCGUUUAGCAUGGUUUAUUUCACCAGAUUUAGCUAUUAGUCUUUAUUAUACAAUUCCAAAAGAAUCAUUACGUCUUGAAAUACAACGUUUAGUUAGAUCAUAUCCAUUACAAGUUCGUCAUAUACCAGAAGCACUUAGUAUCUUUACAUUAACUUCAGAUAAUGAUCGACAAUGCGAAACAUCUCAUAUUCUAACAUGGGCUGCAAUUAAUCCUGUUGCUGCACUAUCUUAUUUUGCUAGUGCACGACUUAAUCAAGUAGCAAAUUCAUAUACAAUUCAAUUUUCAUCACGAAUGUUAUAUACAACAAAAUCUGAAGCACUUAUUCUAUACAUUCCUCAAUUAGUACAAGCUGUUCGAUAUGAUGAAAUGGGUUUUGUACGUCGUUUAAUAUUGGCACUAUCAAAAAAAUCCAAUUUAUUAGCGCAUCAACUUAUAUGGAAUAUUCGAACGAAUACAUUUAAAAAUGAAGAUACACCUGAUAAUGAAAUGCAAGCAAAAUUAGAACCAAUUGCACGACAGAUUGAACUUGAUUUUACACCUGAUGCAAAGAAUUUCUAUGAACGUGUUUUUGCUUUUUCGGAUCGUCUUACAAAAGUUUCCGAUACAAUUAAAGUUUAUCCAAAAGGAAAUUCACGAAAAGAAGCUUGCCUACAAGAAUUACGUUCAAUUGGUAGUGAAGUUCCACCUGGUGUUUAUCUUCCAUCAAAUCCUGAAGCAAUCGUUAUAUCUUUGAUACCAGAAAGUGGAGCACCAAUGCAAAGUGCGGCUAAAGCACCAUAUCGAGCAACAUUUCGUGUACAAACUGUUGGCAUUGAACAAGUUGAACAUUGUGCUGAUCCUGAUUAUGAAUUAAUGCAAGAUUUUAGUAAUCAAUAUUCUCAAAUGGCUAUUUUUAAAGUUGGUGAUGAUGUUCGACAGGAUAUUUUGGCUUUACAAUUAAUGCGUCUUUUUCAAAAUAUAUUCGAACAAGAAGGUUUAGAAUUAUAUUUAUAUACAUAUCGUGUUAUUGCUACAAGUCCUGGUUGUGGUGUUAUUGAAUGUGUACCAAAUUCUCGUUCACGUGAGGAUAUCGGUAGAAAUACUGAAGUUGGUCUAUUUGAUUAUUUCCGACAUGUUUAUGGAAAAGAUGAUUCAAUUAAAUUUCAAAAAGCACGUCGAAAUUUUGUUAUGAGUAUGGCAGCAUAUUCAAUAGCACUUUUUAUGCUUCAGAUAAAAGAUCGUCAUAAUGGAAAUAUAAUGAUUGAUGAUGAUGGACACAUUGUUCAUAUUGAUUUUGGUUUUAUGUUUGAAUCGUCACCAGGAGGAAAUAUGCGAUUUGAACCAGAUAUUAAAUUAACUGCUGAAAUGAUUCUUAUUAUGGGAGAUUUAACAGCUCCAGCUUUUCAAUGGUUUAAAGAAUUAUGUAUUAAAGGUUAUUUAGCUUUAAGGCCAUAUCGUCAUGAUUUUAUUACUCUUGUUGCACUAAUGCUUGAUACAGGUUUACCAUGUUUUCGUGGUCAUACAUUAGAACAAUUAAAUGCUCGUUUAAAACCAGAUUCAAGUGAAGCAGAAGCUGGUCGUUAUAUGCACGAAGUAAUUAAUCGAUGUGCACAUAGUUUAAGAACACGUCUAUAUGAUUAUAUACAAUAUCAACAAAAUUCAAUUCCUUAUUAA
Adineta steineri is the source of this 5265-nucleotide messenger RNA. The record is from the annotation of a GenBank genome assembly. NCBI's taxonomy places the organism in Eukaryota, Metazoa, Rotifera, Eurotatoria, Adinetida, Adinetidae.